AUGAAGCGCAUGACACGAAAUGGCCCACCAAAGGUGCACUUGCUUAUGGUCUUUCAGGGCUCCUGCUACUUUUUCUCCCUGGACAACCUCACCUGGACCCAGGCUAAUGAUUCUUGUGCCCAGAAGCAAGCUCACCUGGUUAUCAUCAACAGCCGAGCAGAACAGGACUUCCUGACAUCAACUGAGCAGGUGACAUCCUGGAUAGGCCUCUUCAAAGAGGGCCAGAAAGGAAACCACAGGUGGAUGGAUGGCUCAACCCCCACCUACACUAACUGGGAGUCCAAGAAGCUACAUGAUAAUGGAACUGCCCCCGCCUGCAUGAUGAUACACAACCAUGGAUACUGGAGCAACUUCUCUUGUGAAUCAGGGAGAUUUGCUUUCAUUUGUGAGAGGCGACAGAACUGCUAACCAAGCCCUUAUACUGCACUUCCUGGGACUGAUGCAGAACCCUUGAUAUACAGCCUCAAGCCCUAUCCCUGCCUUCUCUGGGUUCUGAGUUCACAGAGGCAACAAUAGAGGACAUUUCUCCAAAGACUAGUGUCCUUUUCUUGGCAUUGGGCUUGCUCACCCUUUAUUUCCUUUCCCGAUUUCUGCUGAGUGGAAUGUUCCAGAAGCAGUCCUGGGCCCAUCCUUGCAGGAGAAUGAUAAUUCUUAACUUCCAUUAAAUCCAGGCUUGGCCACGAUCUUGCUUGAGCCAAUGAAAUGUGAUGGGAAUUGACAUGUGCCACGUUAAGCAGGAAUCUUUUUUAAAAAAAAUUUUUUUUUCAACACUUAU
Messenger RNA from Puma concolor (puma), 775 nucleotides. The record is from RefSeq and is a predicted model, not a curated record. Lineage: Eukaryota; Metazoa; Chordata; Mammalia; Carnivora; Felidae.